AUGGCAGACACCGGCCGCGGUCCACGAUCAGCGCGAUCGGCCUCGUCGCGGUCGGCUGCGGCGCGGACGGCAGCCGGGGGAUCACCACGAUCGUCGCGCAUCCCGUCGUGCGAGCCGUGUCGAGUGUCCAAGUUGGCCUGUGAUCACGGCCGCCCUGUGUGUGCUCGCUGCUCGCGCAAAGGCGUUCCGGGACAGUGUGUGUACCGCAAAGACCCGUUCAAGAGAGUCAACAAUAGCAGCAAUGCGCGCAGGAGCAGCGCAGCACAGCCGCGGUCGCAGUCGCAUCCCGAGCCACAGAUCCGGUCGCAUGUGUCGCCGGCGGGUGAUUAUGACCGUCUGGCACCUCUUCCCGAACUGCCUGCGUUGGCAGACGGGCAACCGCCAUUGCAGUUGACGCUGUACCCGAACCCAGGGUUCCAAGGCUCCUCGUCCCUCAACACCAUUCUGGACACAGUGGAACACGGCGCGGCGAGCUACGAGGGCGAGAACGAAGACGGCGACGAGAACGAGAACGAAGACCAAAGCGUCAACGCAAAUACCAACGGGGAGGACAGCAGUGUCACGCAACUUGGCACAGACACAGCUGCACCAAAUCUUGCCGCAGGGCUUGGUAGCGGACACGAUCCAAUGGACGGCAGCCACGGAACCGACGGACCAUCGCCCCUGCAGGGCACGAUGCUGGUCAUGAGCGGUGCGGCCAUGAUUGAAGAGGGCGCGCAGGUCUUGGAGCUCCUCGCGCGCCUCUUCACGCAGGGCAUCGUGCAGCAGCUGUUUGCGGAGUGGAUGGGCAAAGGUCUCGAGGUGCAUCUCGGGUCGCUGUUGGUGCGCCCGUUUCUGGACAGUUUUGACCGCGUUCUGGACACCCCGUCGCUCCUCUCGCGCCGCCUCUUUCACGCCACGAAAGUCCCGACCGACGUGGACAGCUCGGCGUCUCUCAACGACUUUGCCGACAAGUACACCGGCCGCAACCUCCGCUGGGAGACGGUGGGCCUGAUUCUGGCACUCGCGGGCAACGCCGUGAGCAAGCUACGGGCGCCGCAUGCUGUGCUGUACCGCACCGAGCAGGAACGCCACGCCCUCGGCCGGCAGCUGCUGCACGCCAGCAACACGUGCGCGACAUUUUGCGAGUCGCUGGACAUCUUAAACGAUGUGCAGAUCAUCUUUCUGUACGAGAGCUUCUUGCUCCACUCGGUAUACUUUGGACACCAGAGUUUCCGCGUCUGGGGCCGGCUGAACACAGCCAUCAACGCGUUGUUCGGCCGCGGCAUCCACCAAAGGCUGGAGCGAGAUGCACGGGAACGGGACGGCGGGAGCGGCCACGGCCUGCCAUUCUUUUUGGUGGAACUGCGCAAGCACGUAUUUGCCCUGCUGUACAGCUCCGACAUCAACUUUUCCGUCUUUCUAGGGCGGCCACCGCGCAUCAGCAAGCGGCACUGCGUCAUCCACAUGCCCUUGGACGUCAACCCGGAGGCCUACCAACUCGCUGGCGAGGCUCUGGAGGACCACUUGAGGCAGCUCGACGAAGCCGGCUGGAACACGCUCGGCCAGAUCCGCACGCACGCCGUCAUCCGCUGGUCCAUGAUUACCUCGCAAAUCCGCGAGGAGGCUCUGGAGGCAAUUAUCGGCGGACACGGCAGCAACGAGCUUCCCGAACGGCUUGCUCUCACCGCAUUGCGCACCAAGAUUGCCGAUGCCUGGCGUGCCCUCCCGUCUUACCUGGCCGUGCCCGCGUGCGAGGUCUGGCGCGCCCGGCGACCCGGCCAGCAAACCGACACGCUGUACCUGAUUCGCCUCUACUAUCUGCAAACGCUCUUUUUGAUCGAGUGGACCGCCUCUGUCCACGGCACCGCCAACCUGGACGCGCUCUUUGUCGUGGCCAGCGACUUGUUGGCCUGGGUCAACGAGGCCAUUAUCAUGCGCGAGCGGCUCAACCGCUUGGGGCUCAACACGCUGGCCUGGCGCGUCUCGGCGUUUGGGCUGCCGGCCGCUGGCGCGCUGGCCAAGUGCCUGCUGGCAAGUGCGUCGACCACCGCCGCGUGGACCGCGUCCAGCGGGGCCACGUUCACCAAGGCCAUCCGCGACUUGUCGGUCCUGAUUGCGCACAUGGACUACCUCUACGACUCCAGCGACGGCAACGACAAGCUGUUCAUCCGCGCCAAAGGCAUUCUCAUUCGCGUCCUCGAGUCCACACUGUCGCCACGCCGACGCGGCCAUACGCAAACGCCCACAGCGGCGGCAGCGGGCGCAGAGCCACAGUUGGCACAAAACACGUCCGCGAGCAGUGUCCCCAUCUUUACGCCGCCACCGUCCAACGGCAAUGCAAAUGGGCUCAACAACAACACCGACGCAUUUGACCAGGACCAGUGGGAAUUCCGACCCGAGCUGUGGAUUGGUCUGCCCGGCCCCAAUUCGACCGAAGUCAAUCACCUGGACUUUAUGAGCGACUUUACCCACUUCUUGGACUGA
Messenger RNA from Sporothrix brasiliensis 5110, 2466 nucleotides. RefSeq names its product c6 zinc finger domain containing protein. Gene Ontology annotation, biological process: regulation of DNA-templated transcription; DNA-templated transcription. Gene Ontology annotation, cellular component: nucleus. The transcript has a single exon. The record is from RefSeq and is a predicted model, not a curated record. Lineage: Eukaryota; Fungi; Ascomycota; Sordariomycetes; Ophiostomatales; Ophiostomataceae. Bases 1 to 2466 code for a protein of 821 amino acids. Gene Ontology annotation, molecular function: DNA-binding transcription factor activity, RNA polymerase II-specific; DNA binding; zinc ion binding.